AUGGUGGAUUACAAGUAUCAAAUGAUCCUCAACAGAAGUGCAUACAUCAAGGCAACUGAAAAAGAAGAAGAGCUUCCAUUAGACAAUGUUUAUCAGUUGACUCCAUUUGCACAGUUUUCGGAUUUCAUGGGCUCAUCAGAAGACAGAGUUGAUGUAUUAUGCAGUGUCAUACAUUUUCAUCCAGUGCAUUUUGUUGCAACAAAAGGGAAAAAUGUACAGGAAUUCGUCAUUGUAAAUCAAGAACGCUGCCCAAUGCUUCUCAGUCUCUGGGAAGAAUCUUUGCAUGAAGAAGGACAACGAUUGGUUAACAACAUCCACAAAAAUCCGGUCAUACUCGCUACAAGACUGGCUGUAACCUCUUUCCACGGUAUCUCUGUUAAUGCACAGCCAAAUAGCGUACUUCUGUUUGACGCACCAAUUGCUGAAGCCCAAGAAUUAGAAUCAUGGCUACAAUUUCAAAUACAACUCUCUGAUAAAACUGGCACUCUCAACGUUUCCAUAGAAGGAAAUGAAGCCGAGAAACUCCUCACCAUAUCAGCUGACCAAUUGGCUAAAUACAACAACCAGAACAAACAUCUAGACAUUGACAAAAUCAACAACAACCUUGAAAAUUCAGGCCGAAUGUUCCACCUGCGAUCAACCAUCAAGAUUCAACAAGAAACACCAUCAAGAUACACUGUCACCACGUAUCUUCCCUCAUCUGCAUCAUCCUCAACAGCAGUAGAAUCCAGUGACAAAGAAACUUCUUCAAACUCCCCGAAAACACCAACCACAGAUGUUGAAAUGACUGACGAAGAAACCAGUGCAUCCAACCAGCCAGGAAUACAAACUCUACCUGUGAAAAGAAAUCUUUCAUCAGCAGCAAAACAAACGCACAGAUCCACAAAACAUGCAAAACAAGAUUAAAAGAUAAUGAGAUCUAUCCCUUAGCAUAUAACAGGAACACACUCUAGCUACAUCUUUAAAAAAA
This is a messenger RNA of Oldenlandia corymbosa var. corymbosa, 970 nucleotides long. NCBI's taxonomy places the organism in Eukaryota, Viridiplantae, Streptophyta, Magnoliopsida, Gentianales, Rubiaceae. The record is from the annotation of a GenBank genome assembly.